AAAAUAUAGAGAAUUCCCCAUUUCCUCUCCAUCUCAAUCUGCAUCUUCUUCUGUUUUUGUUGCUUUAACUUUGAAUCGAAGAAAAACCAUUCUCUUCAUUUUUUAGCCCUUCGUCGUCUUCUUCUUCUUGCUGGAAAAGAGCAUUUUUCUUCAUAAAAAUUCACCAACCCUGAAAUUAAAGAUGAGUCUUCUUGAUCGCCCUGAUGACAUCGAAGCCCCAAACAUUCAGGUCUGGAACAAUGCUGCAUUUGACAAUGGAGAAUCCGAUGUUAGAACUAUUUCUUGGUCGAAUGUGCAAGAUUCGUACAAGAAUCUAUCGUCUGAAUCGUUGCAGAGUGAUAGCAGGAAAGAAAAUUUAUGCCCUUUGAGUCUGAAGACCCCUGCUUCUGUCAAGUACUCUGUUUCUGUGAAGCCGCUCAAUCGCAAUGGCGUCAUUGAAAAUUCACAAGGGAAGCCAUUCAAAACGCCUGGUAAUGGGAAAGAAGAGGAGGAGGUAAUUAGUAAGGAAAGAAAUAUUGAUGCAGAAAUUGAGGAAACAGAGAGGGAAAUCAAUCGAUUAGCGACCAGGUUAAAGGCUCUUCAAAUUGAAAAGGCCGAGCAGAUCGCAACAAGAACAACAGUUCAGGAGGGAGGAAGAUUCGUGCCGCCGGUCAGAUCAGUUGCUCCAAAAGUAAGUACCAAGAAUUCAAAUGGGGUUAAUAAAAUGUUCAAAGACGCUUUAGUUGAACCGAAAAUUGGUCACAACAGAGGUUUAAGUUUGGGGCCGUCGGAAAUCCACGGCAGUGUCGGAGCACGGCGGCAAGGAAAUACGGAAAUCAUGUCGGCUCAGCGGAUUCAAAACCGUCGGCAAUCAUGCCUUCCGAAAUUACUAGAUAUUGACGAAGAGAAGGCGAAGAACAGAAGAGGAAACAGUAUGAGCCUUAGCCCCAAAUCACGGAGGACUUUGAUCAAGGCUCAAACUGUACGGAAACCAGCCACCACUAUCGUAUCAAAACGGCCGGCGAAGAAAGAUGGGGUUGUUGAAUUAAUUCAGCCAAAGAAAUUGUUUAAAGACAUUGAAAAACCAGCACCAUCCACCAGUGUCAAAAAGCCAUUGAGGACUGGUAGGAUUGUAGCGAGCCGUUACAAUCAGACAAACGAAAGCUCUCAAAUAGCCACAGAAAAUCGUAAGAGCUCUCUGCCGGGAAAUUGCAAAGAUGAUGGAAGCAGUAGGUACGACAAGCGGCGGUCUUCAUCGGAGCUUUGCCGGAGCAAGGCGCCACAAAGCAGAGUGAAGAAGCGGUGGGAAAUUCCAAGCGAAAUAAUAAUUCUUCAACAAGAAAUGGAAGAAAGAAGUUUGGAGUCUUCAGUUUCCAAGUUAGGCGAUAUGCUUCCAAGGAUCAUAACGACUCGCUGUGUGAAUAUAAGCCCAAGGGACUCUGGACCGGCCAAAAGGGUGGCUGAAUUGAUUGAAAGUAAGACAAACUUUUUUGCUGAUGAGGAGAUGGAAGCAUCAAUCUGUCAGAAGUUGAAUUUUGCAGAGGAUGAGGAGGAAGAAUGAAACAAUGUUGGUCUUUUUUCCCCCUUUUAAACUCAGUAUUGUGAACCAUAACUCCUGUUAUGGAAAUAUGCAAAGCUUCUUCUUUUGUAGACUUGUGUUUGUGGAAAAUAAAGGAUCAAGCUUUUGUUUUUCAGUAA
This is a messenger RNA of Benincasa hispida (wax gourd), 1677 nucleotides long. RefSeq lists its product as uncharacterized. The record is from RefSeq and is a predicted model, not a curated record. NCBI's taxonomy places the organism in Eukaryota, Viridiplantae, Streptophyta, Magnoliopsida, Cucurbitales, Cucurbitaceae.